AUGCUUACCCGCGCAUUCACUACAAAAAGUACCCUCGCCACUAUAGUUGCCCUCACGGGCCUCGGCGUGGCGGCAUUGAACUUGAAUGCUAAAUCGGAGGCCGCAAAGAAAGCUCAAGCAGCUGCUGGAACCGGUCAGAGUUUUGCUCUGGGAGGCUGUGAACGCUCUG
Molecule: messenger RNA, 169 nt
Organism: Morchella sextelata
Lineage: Eukaryota; Fungi; Ascomycota; Pezizomycetes; Pezizales; Morchellaceae
Exons: 2
Source: RefSeq, a predicted model, not a curated record